Cherax quadricarinatus is the source of this 4379-nucleotide messenger RNA. The record is from RefSeq and is a predicted model, not a curated record. NCBI's taxonomy places the organism in Eukaryota, Metazoa, Arthropoda, Malacostraca, Decapoda, Parastacidae.
AUUGAAUAUAUGAUCAUCAAGUUGGACCACAAGAACAGGAGAGCCAGACUCAGCUUACGAGGUUCAGAACUGUUGGAGGUGCUGAGAGAAGCUGAGGAGACCAACCCAAGGGAGGUACGGUCACUGUGGCGGCCUGAAUAUGCAGAAUACAUGGUGGAGGGAACCCCUGGCCAGCCCUAUGGUUCCUUGGCUCAACACUUCAACAUCGUGGAGCACAACAUGAGCUUUCGUCGAAGUGAAGUACAGAGCUUGCUGCAACCUGAUGAAGUCGUCCUCUCUCUCACUAAUUUUCCCAGGAUGGGAUGCGAGGACUUCACCUACCCUCCUUCCUGCCCUGAUCCCACUUCUGGAGUCUCUCGGUCACUAUUCUUUCCCGAAGCUGCCAUCACGCAGAGUCAUCCACGGUUCAAGACGCUCACGCGCAAUAUUCGUGAGAGACGGAAAGAAAAAGUUGCGAUCAAUGUCCCUAUAUUUAUAGACCUUAAAACUCCAAGACCAUUUGUCGAAGAUUUGUCAAAAUAUGGUGAUGAUGGUAGUUCAGCAGCUGCUGCAAAGGAGGACCAUGUGUAUAUGGAUGCAAUGGGAUUUGGUAUGGGAUGCUCGUGCCUACAGAUGACCUUCCAGGCAUGUAAUAUCAAUGAAGCCAAGGUCCUCUAUGAUCAUCUAACACCACUCUGUCCUGUUAUGCUUGCUCUCACUGCUGCCUCGCCAGUUUACCGUGGUUACCUGACAGAUGUGGACUGCAGAUGGGAUGUCAUAUCUGCCUCGGUCGACUGUCGCACCCGGGAGGAACGAGGCUUAGAGCCACUUAGGAACGACAGAUUUGUGAUACCAAAGUCUCGGUAUGACUCGGUGGACUGCUACCUCUCGGAAUGUGGUUCCAGGUAUAAUGAUAUUCCUCUAGUGUAUGAUAAGGAUAUCCAGCAGAAACUUGUUGAUAGUAAAGUGGACGAGUACAUGGCUCAACAUAUAGCUCACCUCUUCAUUCGGGACUCCAUCUCCCUCUUCUCUGAGAGGAUUUAUCAAGAUGACAUGAGAGAGAUGGACCACUUUGAGAAUAUUCAGAGCACCAAUUGGCAGACAAUGAGAUUCAAAUUGCCGCCAGUUAACAGUAACAUCGGGUGGAGGGUGGAGUUCCGACCAUGUGAGGUUCAGCUGACCGAUUUUGAAAAUGCUGCGUUUGGAGUGUUCAUCGUACUGCUAACUCGUGCAAUACUUACUUUUAAACUCAAUAUGUUAAUACCUAUUUCAAAGGUCGAUGAAAAUAUGAAGAACUGCCAGAAGAAAAAUGCUGUAUUGGAUCAGAAGCUAUGGUUCAGGCGGGAAAUUUUUUCUCGAGACUGUGAUAAAGGCGACGACGCAUGUCAGAUGACUGUCAGUGAAAUUAUUAAUGGAAAGGGAGAAGAGUUUGUGGGGUUAAUUCCACUGGUCCGGCAGUACCUGGGAGCCCUGGAUAUGGACGCCGACACAGCUUGCACUGUUGGUCAAUAUUUAAACUUCAUUAGUGCACGAGCUGCUGGAACGGCAAUGACCACCGCUGCCUGGAUAAGGAACUUCAUUACAUCACAUCCAGAAUACAAACAGGAUUCUGUGGUGAGUGAUGGAAUUGCCUACGACUUGAUUAUUGCGGCUAGUGACAUAACUCAAGGUAAACAGGAGUGCAAGGAGCUGCUCGGUGGUACACCAAAAACUAAAACAUCGGAAGACAUACCAAAGGCCAUGAAGAAAAUCAUUCAAAUGACAUGCAUGGUGCCACGCAAUGCUGAGUAACUUGCCACCCUCAUCAUGUUAUUUUCCUGCAUUUCUGAUAAAGCAUAAUAAAAAGAUAAGGCUGUACUUUAAGGGAGAAAAUAGAUAUGGUAAGUGGCACAGAUGUGUAAAAAUGUAAUUAACGAUGGCUGAAGGGAGAAGCCAUAGGCCUGAGAAAGACUUUCAUUGCAUGCUGUCUCGCUAAAUGGUCAUUCACUAUGGCAGUGAUGCCUGAAUCUGGGACCAUAACUAAGUUUAGAAGUUAAAUAUAUUAUGGAUAUACCAAGGGAAAUAUUUUAAUGUCACUGAGCAUCAUCAUGCCUUUUCCUGCAGUUCAAUACAGGUGCUAAGUUUUGUCAGUCCCUUACCCUAGUGGGUUUAGUGCUUGAUUUUGAUAAUUAUUAGUCCCUUAAAACCCCUGAAAAGUAAUUUUGAAAUUAGUUUCAUGACAAAAAAAAAUCAAAGGAAAAAAUUUUGUAAUAAAGAUUUUACACGAGAAAAAGCAAUUCUUAAAACUAAUACGUAUUGUCACUAGAAUAAAUAUUACAUCUGCUAAAAGUUAACUACUCGUUACUUUCAUACACUGGUACCUCACGUUAUAAUAUUUGUAUCACACUCUCUUUACAGUGGUCAGUGUUCACUGAGAGUAAUGGCAAUGUGGUACUGCCCAUUAAAUAAAGCAAGUCUUAAUCUGACACUUAUUGAGCAAUUAGAAAAAAAUAUUAAUGUUUCAGUGUGAUAUACAAGGGCAGCAGGAAAGACUUGCUUGUAAAAUGCAUUUAUUAUUAUUUUGGUGAAAUGUAUUACCAUCAGGAGCUGUAAAAAAACGUCCAACAGUUGGGUGUCUUGACACACACACAGGCUUCAUCAGACCAAUACAAAGAACAGUGAAGAUCAGAACUUUGAGGUAAUCAGUCCCUCAGCCUGGAGUUGACUCCAGGCUAAGGGACUGAUUAUCUCAAAUUCUUGAUCUUCUUUGUAUUGGACUGAUGAAGCAAAGCUUUUCCACAAUAAAGAUACCCAAAUGUUGCACAUGUCUAACUUUUCAACUUGUUCAUUUUCUGAAUCACAUAUCUUCAUUACAGCACUUAUAAAAGAUAGUCGUGAACAUUUUGUACAGUAAAUAAAGCAAGACAUACUAAUUACUGUUACCCUAUGGAGGGUUGAGCCAAAACUGACUUACCUUACAGUUGAAAAACAGAGCUCAGCUAAUUUAACAAGUCUUGCAUGAUGUGCCUAUACAAGUUUAUAAUCGAGCUUCCAGUAUAUCGAGAAUAUGUUUAUUAGUAAAUAAUUAAUAGAGCAGAGAGAUGACAUAAUACAAAUGUGAAUUCAAGGGUAAUUUUAUAACUAUUUCAAACCUGGUUUCCUAAUAUUGGAACUUAGUUAUACAAUAAUAUGAGGAAAAUGAAAUGGUUGCAAAAUUAUCCUCAGAUUCAUAUUUACUAAUCUUUAACCAUCGGGAAUUAUUUUAAAUAUAAGGAUCCUGUUGUCGCCUCUUUUCUAAUGAAUACACUAGAUUAAAUGUUACAUACAUUGGAAGCUCAAUUAGAAUACAGGAGGCCCCCCUGUUCAUACAACGCCGUCAUCUGUCCCUUAGGCAACCGUUGUAUGAAAAUGCUCGGAGCGGCGGUAAAAGCACCGAAUAUAGUAAACAAUGGCUCAGUUGAAAGCCAACAAUAGUGUGGAACACUGAAAAAGAGGUGCUGUAUAUGCAGGUCCCUUACUGUACAUGAGCACAGAGGUCUAUCAUACAGGACUCUUGCUGUGGCUUAUACUAUAUCAAUUCAAGACUGAUUGAUCAAGCUCAGAUCCACAAGGUAUGGUGACAAACCAGGCCCCUGAAAACCUCUACAGGUAUUACCUAAGCCCUCUUUUUCAACUUUAAGAUAUUUUGAAAUUAAAAUUUAUUUACUAAACAUAAUUGAUUUUAAAAUUAUCCCCAUGCUCUACUUAUAAGUUAUAUUGAAGAAUUUGAAUUUAUAUAUUAAGGAACUUAAUGAUUAUACCACAAUAACUCCUUUGUUUGAGUUUUAUUAUAUUCUUGACUACUGUGUACCUGGGUCAAUUUUGACUUCAGCCUUCAUAUAUUAUUAUUAUAAUAAAAAAGAAGUGCUAAACCUACAAGGGUCAUACAGCACAAACCCUUCAUGUAGUAGGACAAAAUGGUACAUCUCCCCAUGACUUCUGUCUUAUAGUCUGUAUGAGAGUUUUAAUGUUUUUAUAAAUCAUGGUGAAAGUGUCAUUGAAACACAAAUGCAUUUUGAAAGUCUUUCCUGUAACCUUCAGAUUAACAAAAUAUUGUAUUAUGCACACAAUGUAUAUAUUUAUUUUGAUCAGAUAUUCAUUGCCUGCAUGUGACUUAUUAUUGUAAAACAUUUUACCAAUUCCAAUUCCUAAAUGUACUGGUGUGCAUAGUUUGAAGAUGAAAUAAACAAGAUGGUAAAAUGAUUGGAUGACUUUUCAACAUGUCUGUUCUAGUGAUGACCUGACAAAUCUACUUCCUUCAAACAGUUUAAUAGUGAAGCCUGCAUAGACAAGGCAGUUUAUAUAAUGGUCCUCUACUAAAUAAGGGAAACUGCCCUUCACUACUAAUAUUAAGUUGCUAAUAAAGGUUUUUUAACAAUGAA